Rodentolepis nana is the source of this 507-nucleotide messenger RNA. The record is from the annotation of a GenBank genome assembly. NCBI's taxonomy places the organism in Eukaryota, Metazoa, Platyhelminthes, Cestoda, Cyclophyllidea, Hymenolepididae.
AUGGUUAACAGGAGGCUGACCUGGUUCCUUGAGACCAACAAUAUUCUUAGGAGUGAACAAGCAGGUUUUCGGCCACCAAGAUCAACGAACCAACAAGUAGCCACUUUCUCCCAACACAUCAAAGAUGCCCUUGAUGCAAGAAAUACCCUUACGGCUGUUUUCGUCAAUUUCAAAUCAGCAUAUGACUUAGUGUGGAAAGAGAAGCUAAUUCUAAAAUUGGCAAAGAUUGGUAUUAAGCAUUACGUGCUAAAUUGGAUAAAAGCAUUCAUUGGACAAAGAUCAUGUAAAGUCAGAUAUGGAAAUGCCCUAUCAAAAUCCAAUCUUUUACAAACAGGCCUUCCACAGGGAGCUGCCACAAGUUGCACUCUUUUCAAUGUCUUCAUCAGUGACAUAGCCGAAUUGGUACAGCCAGUCACGGGCAUCAAGUGCUUACUUUACGCAGAUGAUCUGGUACUAUGGUAUUCCGCCCCUAAGAAAAACGCUCAGGAGAGGACAGAAAGUGCCUAA